Fusarium keratoplasticum is the source of this 921-nucleotide messenger RNA. RefSeq names its product Nudix hydrolase domain-containing protein. Gene Ontology annotation, molecular function: ADP-ribose pyrophosphatase activity; ADP-glucose pyrophosphatase activity. The record is from RefSeq and is a predicted model, not a curated record. The coding region runs from base 1 to 921 and encodes 306 amino acids. The transcript is spliced from 2 exons. Gene Ontology annotation, biological process: ribose phosphate metabolic process; nucleoside phosphate metabolic process. NCBI's taxonomy places the organism in Eukaryota, Fungi, Ascomycota, Sordariomycetes, Hypocreales, Nectriaceae.
AUGAGAUUGAUCGCAGGCGCAUUCAAAAACUCGAGACUUACAUCUUCACCGUCUCGCCUCAUCGGCCGCAAUCGAGCGAUAUUUUCGCUGUUUUCAUUCUUCCUGCACACAAUGUCGACCACGGUCAAGUCUCAUAAUAUCCCGCUCACUUUGCCUGAGGGGCUUUCGCAGGAGCAGCUCAAUUCAUUCAGGCCUUUCAACAACUGGAUUGAUACCUUGACAAACUCACUGCGUCUCCAAUCCGACGCAUCCCAUCCCUUCCACAAAGACCCCUAUGCCCUCCGUUCCAUCACCAUCCAAUCCUACGACCUCUUCGGCCCAAGGGUAGGCUUCAUCAAGCUCACAGCUACAGUCUCCAACGGCGCCGGCGAGACAUUACCGGCCGCCGCGCUGCUUCGCGGUCCUAGCGUCGCUAUGCUCUUCAUGCUCGUCCCAGAUGAUGUACCGCCAGAGUCGGAUGAGCGGUAUGUCGUUCUUACGGUUCAGCCUCGUGUUCCGGCUGGGAGUCUCGGGUUUGUAGAGUUGCCCGCGGGAAUGGUGGAUGAUAUGGGGAGUUUCAAGGGUGCUGCUGCGCAGGAGAUACAAGAAGAGCUCGGCGUAACCAUUCACGAGGAUGAACUAACCUCCCUAAGCGACUUGGCAAUUCCCAACAGCGACAACACCGAAGGCCUCGCGAAUGCCAUGUUUCCCAGCGCAGGAGGUUGCGAUGAGCACAUCACCAUUUUCAGCCACGAGCGCAGGAUUCCUCGUGAGCAGCUGAAGGAAUGGAGUGGACGCCUUACAGGGUUGAGGUCUCACGGUGAAAAGAUCACGCUCAAGGUCGUGCCUAUGAGGGAUGCUUGGAGGGAGGGUGCUCGUGAUGCAAAGUGUCUAGCGGCGCUUGCUCUCUGGCAGGGACUUCGCCAGGAGAAGAAGGUGUAA